This is a messenger RNA of Python bivittatus (Burmese python), 2679 nucleotides long. Lineage: Eukaryota; Metazoa; Chordata; Lepidosauria; Squamata; Pythonidae. The record is from RefSeq and is a predicted model, not a curated record.
AUGACAAUCAGCCCAUCUCAUCAAAAAAAUAUCAUCCAAGCCUACAAGAGUGGACUUUAUCUUAAAGGAAAUACAAGUCUGGGCAGAUGGGACUUUGCCGGCUCCUUCUUUUUCUCUGUUUCUGCAGUAACAACUAUCGGCUAUGGCAACUUGAGCCCCAGUACGGUAGUUUCACAAGUGUUCUGCAUCUUCUUUGCCCUCUUCGGGAUUCCCUUAAACCUCAUUCUUCUGAACAGGAUAGGACAACUGAUGCUCUCUGGGGUGCAUCUAUGUGCCUUGCAUCUGGGUGAGAAGUUCCACUGUCAGGUAAGUGAGAGGGGAGCAGCUAUCUUGACACGGACCUGCGCCCUGGUUACUGGCCUUUUAUUAUUUCUUUUAUUACCGCCUCUAUUGUUCACUGCCAUAGAAGGCUGGACUUAUGAAGAAGGGUUCUACUAUUCCUUCAUAACUUUAAGUACAAUAGGCUUUGGAGAUUAUGUCAUUGGCAUGAACCCCGAGCGUACUUAUCCAGCCUGGUAUAAGAACGUGGUGUCUCUGUGGAUUCUCUUUGGGUUGGCCUGGCUAGCCCUGAUCAUCAAUCUCUGCAUCAGCUUGGUAGAAAAUUCUAGGACCCUUUGCCAGUGCUGCAAGAGGAAGAGUCACAACAUAGAAAGGGAGUUAAUGAAUGGCAACCAAAAUAUUAAUUUGGAGCCAGAAGAUGGGCAGAAAUGUGAUGUGAAAGACAUAAAACCUGUGGGGAUGGACUGAAUCUGGAAUAUUCAUUCUUCUACUGAAGAAGGGGAGCAUCUGACAGACACUGGUAGAUGAUUUGCUUUGUCACUAGCAGAAAUGUUGCUACCUGGGGGGUCAUCUAAAUGGAGCUGACUUGACACGUAACAAUGGAAAUCCACAUAUAUGUCCUUGAAAUGGUCUGGAACUGCUUUUUCAUGUGAUACCUUUUCGGUAUGGGAAUAAAUUGCUUUAUCAGAGGAGUGAAAUAAUACUUGCUGCAGGAUAAACUCUGUUGUGAGCAUCCAAAUUGGGAAUCUGUGACCAUCACAAUCCCCACUGAUGUACUUAUAGUUGCUAUAUGCAUACAACAGUCUUCCACGCCUAGGGACCUCCAUGCUUGCUGGGACUUAAUAAAGACCAAUACUUGUGAAAGGCAUCAGCUUAUAGAAGAUGGAUUACAAGAUUCCAUCCAUUACCAUCCCAGUCCCUCAAAAGUCAAGGUUAUUUGUGCACAGGCUAGAAAUCAGUACUAGCAAAAUAAAGAAAGUGUGCAGAACAUAGCUGCUGGAAUUCUUCCAGUUCUCUUUAUUAACAGUGGCCAUAGGACACGUCUACAUUUUCUUCUGUGUAACAAAAUUAACACAUUGCAUUUGUAUGCAUCUAUAUGUGUAUGUUCUGGAAAGCACAGGCUUCUGGGUGAUGACACCCAGCUUAGAAUGGAGGAAUCAUCAGCAUCCUGAGCGUUUGCCCAAGAGUUUUCCCACAGGCCUGAACUGGGGUUUUUUUUUCCAGGAUCUUUUUUUUUCCUCAGCCUGACUUGGUCCAUUUUCAGCCCCGAAUUUCUUUUGCUAGGUUCUCCUGCCACCCCAAAUCUGGUCCCUUCUGUUCAGUUUUUGGAGAGUUAUCUGCUGAUUGACACAAAGACAGGCUGACUGAGUGCUAUUACAUAAUAUCUUUCUGACAUUCCAUUGGGUUGAAAAGGAAAGAAAGGCUGCCUAUAUUGUGGCAUGUUAAUUAUGGAGGGUGGGGUGGGAUUAAUCAUAUAAUUGCACACUUAUAUUAGAUUCUAAGUUUGUUCAGAUGCCACUCUUCUCUUUAGUAUUUUUUGCUUAUACUUUUCCAAAGAAUCCCUAUGAGGGGUCCUACUAUAUAUAUAUAAUACAAAGCAUUUUUAAAAAAUGAUGGUGAUGAUGAAUAAGAGAACAUUGUUAUUUAUUAUAUAUACUGUCCAUCUUUCCUUUAAAACUGUGCUCAAGAUAAAAACAGUAAAACCAUUGAGGCCAUGUGCUUCCUCCAGCUAGAGAUAUAAAAUAACUCCUUUCACGGGGGGGGGGGGGGGGCGCCCAGCUGGGGCCCCUUCCUUGUAGCCCUGAUAAAGGGAAUAAAUAGGGAAAUGUUCCAUGAAUGUGCCAUCUGGAACAUCCCCCAAUCUGUGCCAUCUAGGCCAUCUUCUUCAAUUUGGCAUUCUUCAGUACUGAUUCCAGAUGGGAAUUCUGAAAGUUGCAGUCCUAAUAUACUUGAAGGAUACUAGAUGUGGAGGACAGGUCUCUCAUCUUACAUUUUAUCCUAUUAUAACUUGACUCUUGACAAUUUCUGCUGUGCCAGUCUUUGUAGUGGGAUAACGUAGCCACAGCAGAAGAUUGUAACUUUGAUUAAAAAAAAGCAACAUCAUCACCCACAGAAAUGUUAUCUGCCAAAAAUAUGGAAGGUCAUUCGUUCAAGGGUGACUAAAGACACACACACACCCUGGCACACUGCUGCUCAAAUUGUCACAGCUGACCUGAAUUCUUUCAUAAUCUGCGCUGGAAAAUUACUGGAGAUACUUGGAGAGUUGUUAAAAGAUUUCCUCUGCAAUUGUCUCUCUCUGUUUUUUCUAUCUGUAUGUUUAAUAAUGUUCUUAUUGAAAGUUCAGGAUCACAUAAUAAAUUUAUACCCUACAAAAUAUGUGUUACGUUCAAAAUAAAAAUA